GUGUGUGUGUGUGUGUGUGUGUGUGUGUGUGCGCGCACGCGUGUGCAUGCGCACUGCUCAGCCAGACAGCUUCCGUAGGCUGGUUUUGACAGCACCACAAAAGGAGGUGAAAAUGGCUUCAUGUGCAGUUUCCGUUCAACAAACGGCAUCAAAGCCAGAAUAAAGUCAGACCUUGGUCCUGAAGGUAUAUAUUUGACCUCGGAGAGUUUUUUAUGUUUCUGCCUCGAAUGUGUAGAAGAUGCUGCAGUUAGGAGACGGUGCGACCUGCUUUUCGGCUCUGUUUGUGCUCGUGUUGCUCGUCACCAGGAGCACAGUGUGCUCCAUCGGCCUCACCGCUAUUCUCUACCUCUUUCUGUUGGUGUUCCGUUUCCCACAAGUCCCCUCGAGCCGAUCCCGACAGGUGCUGCGUCCCGGGAGGCUCGCGCACGGCGCGGUGUCUGUGGUCGCUCACCGGGCCGGUGCGCACGACGCACCUGAGAACACCAUAGCAGCAAUAAGGGCGGCCAGUGCGAACGGAGCGACAGGAGUGGAGCUGGAUUUGGAAUUCACAGCAGAUGGUGUUGCCAUCCUGAUGCAUGAUGAUACCGUGGACCGGACCACCAAUGGAUCAGGACCACUGAGCAAGCUGCGCUUCUCAGACAUUGUCAAAUUGGACGCCGCUGCCAAACACAGACUCAGCGACCGUUUCCGUGGCGAGAAGGUUCCGACUCUGCAGGAAGCGGUGGAGGAAUGCAUUAAACACCAGCUGAUCAUCUACUUCGAUGUCAAAGGUCACCCAGACGAGGCCGCAGCAGCCUUGAAGCAGCUCUAUGUAAAACACCCGGUGCUCUAUAACUCCAGCAUGGUGUGUUCAUUCGAGCCUAAAGUCAUCUACAGGAUGAGGCAGGCCGAUCCAGAUGUCGUGACCGCUCUGACGCACCGGCCGUGGAGCCUGAGUCACUUCGGUGACGGUUCACCGCGAUUCUCAUCGGCUUGGAAGCAGCGCUGGAUGCAGGUACUGGAUGUGUUACUGGACUGGGCGCAUCAUCACCUGCUGUGUAAACUCUGUGGCGUGUCUGCUUUCCUGCUGCAGAAGAACUACAUCUCCAUGGACACGGUGCAGUACUGGGCCGAGCGUGGCGUUGAUGUCGUGGCCUGGACAGUGAACACGGCCGUGGAGAAGAACUUCUACCAGCAACAACUGAACAUCAACUACAUCACAGACAGUCUGACAGAAGACUUCAGGACAGGAGUCUUUACGUUUCCCGUGACAUGCUGCUGUGAUUUUCAAGUGAAGUAAAAACAGAAGCUGGUGAAGAAGUGUCUGUUUACAGCUGCUUUCACGUAAGGGGAGAACAGGAGUUGACUUGUAUCUAACUUGUUUAAGAGGCUUAAAAAACACUGACACUGGGUGUGCCAUUAUAUGCAAAUUGGUUGUUGUUUCCUAUGACAGCAAGUCACCUGCUGUGUUACACACUUGUUGGUUUUCUCUGUGAGGAAAAGAUUACGCUCACACCCACCCACACCCACACACACAUACACACACACACACACACACACACACAAAACCUCAGUUAAUCCUUUAAACUAUGCCAUAGUGUGUUUAAGGCACUGAACGUACUGUAUCUGUUGUCAUUUCUGAACGAUGGUAUGAUAGACACCCUGUAAUUAACACACAAUUACUUUCUAAGACGGAAAAUUUUGCUCUGUUUCAAUGUACAUUACUCAGGUGAUUAUAUAUGAUAGAUAUAAAAAUAAAUGACAAAGUUUAGGUUUUUGGCUCACGAUUUAGGGUCUUAUUGCAUCAGCGUAUUAUAUUUGUAAAAUUCAUGCUAGGUAAAAAUCCGUCCACAGAAAUGAAAGUUGUUAUUGUUUUCACUAGAAGAUUAGAUCAGGCCGUUUGUAGAUAACAGUAAAAGUAUCUGAGUGUCUGUGAAAGAUAACAUGCUCACCCCCAGAAUCCAGUCUUCCCUCUUACAGACUAUGUGUGCAGUGUGUUUGGUCUUCAUUACGAGUAUUAAGCAAUUUUAACUAAAAAUAAGUCAAUUCUCACUAUCUGACUACUUUCAUCAGUAGCACUGAUCCCACAAUAUACAAUUGUCUGAUAAUAAUGUGUCAGCAGCUACUGGGAGUUAAGAAGUCUCUGAGUCCUGAAACGCAAAGUCUUACAAACCAAAAAUCAAACAAAAUGACUCUGAGGCGCUAUUAGUUAAAGAAGGGUCAAACAUUUACGACACAGAAGCUCAGUUCAAUUGUUGAACCUGACUAAAAGGUUCAUUAGAAUCUGUGUAGUCAUUUAAUUCAGAAGUCCAACUAGGGAGCAAACUAAAGCAACAAACUAUCACUAAACACUAAUUUGUCAUUAGCUAGAUAAAACCUUGACACUACACUUUUUUUAAUUUCCAAAAGAGCCAAUUUAAAGAUUUCACAGAAACGGGUAAAUCGGUGCAUGUUUACUUUAUAAACCAUUUGGCAUUUGUGCUUGAUCUAUGAUGAUCUUUGAUGAAUUCAAAGAAUAAAUGAAGAAGAGUUGUUGAUUGUUGAUUUAACACACUGUUGAUGAUUGAACACACAGAUUGUUGAUGUACACAGAGAUUGUUGAAGAACACACAGAUUGUUGAUGAACACAGAUUGUUGAUGUACACAGAGAUUGUUGAUGUACACAGAGAUUGUUGAAGAACACAGAGAUUGUUGAAGAACACAGAUUGUUGAUGUACACACAGAUUGUUGAUGUACACAGAGAUUGUUGAAGAACACACAGAUUGUUGAUGUACACAGAGAUUGUUGAAGAACACACAGAUUGUUGAUGUACACAGAGAUUGUUGAAGAACACACAGAUUGUUGAUGUACACACAGAUUGUUGAUGUACACAGAGAUUGUUGAAGAACACACAGAUUGUUGAUGUACACUGAGAUUGUUGAUGUACACACAGAUUGUUGAUGUACACACAGAUUGUUGAUGAACACACGGGGUAACAGUUCAGUACUUAAUUGCAUCUUCAUAUUAAUGACAUAUUUAAAAAACGAGUGUAACAUGAAUGAUUCAGAGCAUGUUGUUUACUGUAAAUGAUCAAUAAACUGGUUAAAGAGUU
This is a messenger RNA of Tachysurus fulvidraco (yellow catfish), 3070 nucleotides long. RefSeq names its product glycerophosphodiester phosphodiesterase 1 (gene gde1). Gene Ontology annotation, molecular function: phosphoric diester hydrolase activity. Lineage: Eukaryota; Metazoa; Chordata; Actinopteri; Siluriformes; Bagridae. The transcript has 7 exons. The record is from RefSeq and is a predicted model, not a curated record. Gene Ontology annotation, biological process: lipid metabolic process. Bases 239 to 1279 code for a protein of 346 amino acids.